GGACACGGGAUCCAUAUGGUUGGUAAAGCAAGGCUUAACAAAGCAAUGGGAACUUCAAACGUGCUGCUAAGAGUCUAAAAAACACCAGCAACUACACGUUUUAACGGGAGCAUCACAGUCACCCACUCCCCCUGGCAGUGGAGAGCUUGUCAACUCUGGUGAAAGCAGCGAUGGACCCGAGCGACACAGCCCCGGAUUCGUGGGAGCUGGAGGAAGAUGCCGAGGCCGCGGCGGGGCUACCGACCGCCUUCGCCGCUCUCAACGUUAACGCCAAGCCGUUUGUCCCUAACGUUAACGCCCCGGUCUUUGUACCGAGUUUCCUUCAAGCCAACGUCGUGGAAAUCCCGGCUUCAGACGGUGCCCCUGAUCCAGUUGCCAGCAUGGAGGUGGCAGAAACAGCCGCUCCAGUGGAGAAUGGAAGCACGGAGGCGGACGUGACCACAGAGGAAGAGACGUGGGAGCAGAAGGAGGAGCCCGGGGGAGGCGGAGGAGGCGGAGGACAGGAGGACCUGGAAUCAGGAGGAGUCUGUGAGGAGGGCGGUGCCGCUGGGAAAGAGGAUGAAGAGAUGAUGGAGGAGGAGGAGGAGGAGAUGCCCAUGCCCAAAGUGGCUCCGGCGCCUCCAGACGCCCCCAAGAAAGAACACGUGAACGUGGUCUUCAUCGGUCACGUGGAUGCUGGUAAAUCAACUAUUGGAGGACAGAUCAUGUACCUAACUGGAAUGGUGGAGAAGCGAACCCUGGAAAAAUAUGAAAGGGAAGCGAAAGAAAAGAACAGGGAGACAUGGUACCUGUCGUGGGCUCUAGACACAAACCAGGAGGAGAGAGACAAGGGGAAGACAGUCGAGGUCGGGAGAGCUUACUUCGAGACUGAGAAAAAACAUUUCACUAUCCUGGAUGCCCCCGGACACAAGAGCUUUGUCCCCAACAUGAUUGGUGGAGCGUCACAAGCUGACCUGGCAGUCCUGGUGAUUUCAGCAAGGAAAGGGGAGUUUGAGACCGGCUUUGAGAAGGGAGGACAGACACGGGAACAUGCCAUGCUGGCUAAAACAGCAGGAGUCAAGCAUCUCAUUGUCCUGGUCAACAAGAUGGAUGACCCCACUGUCAACUGGAGCCUAGAUAGGUAUGAAGAGUGUAAGGAGAAGCUGGUGCCAUUUCUAAAGAAGGUGGGCUUCAACCCCAAGAAGGACAUCCACUUUAUGCCUUGCUCCGGACUCACAGGUGCCAACCUCAAGGACCCUGUAUCUGAAUGCCCCUGGUACACGGGUUUGCCAUUUAUUGCCCAUCUGGACAGUUUGCCAAACUUCACUAGAUCCAACGAUGGACCAGUCAGACUACCUAUCGUAGACAAAUACAAAGAUAUGGGCACAGUUAUCCUCGGGAAGCUGGAGUCAGGAUCCAUCAGUAAAGCCCAGCAGCUGGUCAUGAUGCCAAACAGGCACACCGUGGAGGUCUUGAGCCUGCUGAGCGAUGAUGUGGAGACAGAUGAUGCAACUCCCGGGGAGAAUCUGAAGUUGAGGCUGAAGGGCAUCGAGGAGGAAGAAAUCCUCCCUGGUUUUAUCCUCUGUAGCCCUGACAACCUAUGCCACUCUGGACGCACCUUUGACGCACAGAUUGUCAUCAUUGAGCACAAAUCAAUCAUUUGCCCUGGUUAUAAUGCAGUCCUUCACAUCCAUACCUGCAUUGAAGAAGUGCAAAUCUCAGCCUUAAUCUGUCUGGUGGACAAGAAGACGGGGGAGAAAAGCAAAACACGACCACGCUUUGUGAAGCAGGACCAGGUGUGUAUCGCCAGGCUCCGGGCAGCAGGAGUCAUCUGCUUAGAGACCUUCAAAGACUUCCCUCAGAUGGGACGAUUCACGCUGCGAGACGAAGGCAAGACUAUCGCCAUCGGCAAAGUGCUGAAGCUGGUGCCAGAAAAGGACUAAACGCAACAGUGGCAGCAUGCAUGGAGUUCUUCCACUCGUUACCAGAGGAGAAACGCUGCUCGAGCCGACCCAAACAGCCACUCUCUCUUUACACACAACUAUGCUGAAGAGAAGAACAAUGACAACAAGGAGUGAAGAAGGAGAAUAAAAUCGCUUAAAAUGAAGAAAACGAGACUGAAUCAGUUUUUAAGAUGAACAAUAUGAAAUGAGAGACCAAGUCCAGUGUGUCAGCUUUCUCAUAUUGAGAGCUCAGCUAUGCCACUAAUGUAGCUACAUAUCCCCCUUCUGUACUCCCACAGCUAACCACACUGUCGGCUGUCCACGCCAUUUGUUUUUAGAAUGGAUAUGGAUGCAGUGUUACUGAGAUUGGGGAAGGAAAAACAAAUAUUAUUUCAUAUCCUGCAAAAGACCAGGGUUAGCCUGUAGUUAUACUUUGCAAAGUACAUCUCCCUUUUUAAGAGUGGUAUUUAGAAUCCAAUGGACAUUUUUAUUUGGUUUUAAGGAUUGCUGUACCAAUAUUUUUAGUUUGGUCUCUCUCCACAUGAGAUGGUUUAAUUGGAUUGAGCUCACACACUACUCUGAUGAACCAUGGAUAAACACACUCACACAGACAGACACACACAGCUGUUACAUAAUCUAAACUGAAAAUAAAUGAUCAAGCUGCAACAGAAA
Micropterus salmoides (largemouth bass) is the source of this 2594-nucleotide messenger RNA. It is a transcript of the gene gspt1, whose product is annotated as G1 to S phase transition 1. Gene Ontology annotation, cellular component: translation release factor complex. The transcript is spliced from 14 exons. Lineage: Eukaryota; Metazoa; Chordata; Actinopteri; Centrarchiformes; Centrarchidae. Bases 171 to 1922 code for a protein of 583 amino acids. Gene Ontology annotation, molecular function: translation release factor activity; GTPase activity; GTP binding. The record is from RefSeq and is a predicted model, not a curated record. Gene Ontology annotation, biological process: translation.